AUGAGGAUCAACUCUGCUGUUCAGGCUGCUAUUGACCUCACAGCAGGUGCUGCAGGUGGGACAGCCUGUGUGGUGACUGGCCAGCCCUUUGACACUGCAAAGGUGAAGAUGCAGACGUUCCCCAACAUGUACAAAGGACUUGUUGACUGUUUUGUCAAAACCUAUAAGCAAGUGGGAUUUCGAGGCUUCUACCAGGGAACCACACCAGCACUUGUAGCCAACAUUGCAGAGAACUCCGUUCUGUUCAUGUGCUAUGGAUUUUGCCAACAAAUUGUGAGAAGAAUUGUUGGAGUAGACAGGAAAACAAAGCUCAGUGAUCUACAGAAUGCUGCUGCAGGCUCCUUUGCCUCUGCCUUUGCCACCCUUGUCCUCUGUCCCACAGAGCUGGUGAAGUGCCGGCUACAGGCCAUGCAUGAAAUGCAGUUGUCAGGAAAGAUAAUCCAGGGACACAAUACAGUUUGGUCAGUAGUGAAGGGUGUUAUCCAAAAGGAUGGUCCCCUUGGAUUUUAUCGUGGCCUGUCAAGCACAUUGCUGCGGGAAGUCCCAGGCUAUUUCUUUUUCUUUGGAGGCUAUGAACUGAGUCGGACAUUCUUUGCCUCUGGGAGAUCAAAAGAUGAAUUAGGUCCCAUUCCUUUGUUACUAAGCGGAGGUUUUGGAGGCAGCUGUCUGUGGAUUGCUGUGUAUCCUGUGGAUUGUGUCAAAUCUAGAAUUCAGGUUCUUUCAAUGGCUGGAAAACAGGCAGGCUUUAUGGGAACAUUUGUAACUGUUGUGAGAACUGAAGGUGUGCUUGCCUUGUAUUCUGGACUAACACCAACUAUGAUCCGUGCAUUCGUGGCCAAUGGGGCACUGUUCCUUGCCUAUGAGUACAGCCGGAAACUUAUGAUGAAACAAAUAGAUUCUUACUGA
This is a messenger RNA of Cinclus cinclus, 906 nucleotides long. RefSeq names its product solute carrier family 25 member 15 (gene SLC25A15). Bases 1 to 906 code for a protein of 301 amino acids. Lineage: Eukaryota; Metazoa; Chordata; Aves; Passeriformes; Cinclidae. The transcript has 6 exons. The record is from RefSeq and is a predicted model, not a curated record. Gene Ontology annotation, biological process: mitochondrial L-ornithine transmembrane transport. Gene Ontology annotation, molecular function: L-ornithine transmembrane transporter activity.